GAAGAAAACUGAAAGUGUUUUAGAACUAACAAAAACAAAGAAAAAGACCAUUCAUGUGUCAUUAUUGACAGGUAUGACUUUCUCAAAGUUCUGCAUCAUCUUUACGGUGGUGAUAAUCCUAAUGGCUGACCAGUCUGAAGCAGGUGUGAACAUAAGUUUUUUCUCAACGGAAAAAUAUGCAAUAAUAGGUCAACGUUUUGUACUUACUGCCGUGUUGGGCAAUACACCUGAGGAAUUUAAUACUACAUUUUAUCACGAAAGCCAAUAUGCUAGGAUGCUCAUAAAUUCAUGGGGCUGUUAUGAAGACAGGAAGCUAUCCAAGAAAGGAUAUCGAGUUCGCUGUUACGAGAAUAAAUAUUAUUUCGUUAUGAACCAAGUGGGCCCCGGAGACGGUGGAUGGUGGAACUGUACGGUGCAAGAUCUUAGUGGAUUGGUUAUUGCCGCGGCAACUACCGAAGUGGUGGUAUAUGAGGCGAAUAUAUCCCUUUCCACGGAGUCUCCAGAACUUGUGUCACGCCAGACGCUGACACUGACCUGUGAACUGAACAUGGUGUCAGGUCUCAAGGCUGAAGUCCAGUUUUUGAAGAUCGCAAAUGAAUCUAGCAAUAUUGUCGGCUCGCUGUCCCAGGAUGUCAGCGAAUGUGCGUUAAUCGACGACACGGCCAAAGGCUACAGUACCAAGUGUGGGUCGGGCUCGAAUGACAUGAGCGAUAGAAAAAUAUACAUCAUGGGGAUAGACGAGGUAUCAUCUGCGGAUAGCGCCGAUUGGCUUUGUCAAGUGAAAAACAAGAAGACUGGCUACGCCCAAAAAAGCAACACGAUUACUGUGUCGGUAAACCAAACAGAUUGUGACGACUGCAUGCGUGGCCCCGGAUGUUCAGCAGAUUGCGAGGAUCAGUGGUAUGGACAGUAUUGUCAGUACAAGUGUAACUGUAAGAAUAAGGCUGAGGUGUGCCACAAGAAGACUGGGCAGUGUGUAUCAGGUUGUCCAGAACGAUGGAUUGGAUAUGCUUGUGAUGUCUGUGAGGAUUCUAGGUAUGGAGACCGUUGUGAAAAUAAGUGCCACUGCAGAAGUGAGAGUGAAGUUUGCCACAAGAAGACGGGGAAGUGUUUAACAGGUUGUCCAGAUGGAUGGAUUGGAGAUGGCUGUAAUAAAAAGUGUGACGACUACUGGUAUGGCUACAACUGCCAGAAACAGUGCCACUGUAAAGACGAGCCUUGCGACCGAGCCACAGGAAAAUGUGAAUUUGGAUGUGCCGAGAGAUGGGCUGGACGGUAUUGUGAUCGGUGCAUUUCGUUCCGGUAUGGACCUGAGUGUAACAGAACGUGCAAAUGUAGCGGGGGAUCUUGCCUCCAGAACACGGGAGAAUGCACACAAGGUUGCGACGCAAAUUGGAGUGGACGAUUUUGUGAUGAGUGUUUACCUUUCUGGUAUGGCAGUGACUGUGAAAAAAGGUGCCACUGUAAAAAAGGAGCUUGCAACAACGUGACAGGAGAAUGUACAUUGAGUUGUAAGCGUGGAUGGACUGGAGAGAACUGUGAUAUGUGUGACGAUUUCUUCUAUGGCAGAAACUGUGAACUCGACUGUCAUUGUAGAGACACAACUUGCAACAAUGUGACAGGUGACUGCCCGUCAGGCUGUAAACGAGGAUGGAGUGGAAGUGCUUGUGACCAUGCGGUUAGACAGGUUAAAGUAGAAGAUACGCCUGCACCUGCUAUGUCUGUAGGAGUGACUGCGUUAGUUGUAGUUGUCGCUGUAGUAGCUGUUGCUGUAAUUGGAGUUAUUUUGAGUGCGUUCUGGAAUCUUAAACGAAGGAAAGGACAUAGCGAUGACAAGGACACAUUGAAGAGAGAAUUUUAGCACAAUAGUUCAUCUGAGACAGGCUGUACACAUCACGCACACACAGUAUACUUCAUCUCAGUGUAUGCUAAAUGUAUCAUCACAUAGCAAUUGAAAUAAGUACUACUUUCGUCUGGAUUUAUGCAAUUUGCUUUCUUCUUUUUUUCUCUUUUUCUUUUUUUUGCUACAUUUUUUUUUUUUUAUUUGUUUUAGCAUUUCCCCCCCCCCUCAUAAUAUUGGCGGCCAUCUUAAAUUCAAGAUGGAGGCUAUUGUUAAACCACCCAGAGGUCACAUCUAAAUAUCUGUGUGACUUAGAUAUACAUCCCCUUCCUGUCACUGUAUGGUAUUAAAGUGAUGGUGUGAGCCUGAAAUGACCAUAUAAAGCAAAAUAGCAUGUGUAAAAAUUACUGUUAUGGUGAUAUGACGUUUUGGGAGAUAACAAUACACACAUUUUGAUGCAGUUUGUCCUGGCAUGUGAAAAUCUGCUCGGACCAGCAAAUUCUAUUCUUUCUUAAAACCAAAUAGGGUGUAUAAUGACCAGCACAGUAAUUGCCUCUGAUUUAAGUAUCCGCUUGUUUGUAACUGAAUUUUCAGUAAGUACAAGAUUAAAAAACAGGUGUACAAUUACUAUUUUACAUAAUCAUACUGAAUGUGAACAAUGAACCUGUUACAGCAAUCACAAAUUGUAUCUGUGUACAAGGAAGAGCGGAACAAUGAACCUGUUACAGCAAUCAACAAUUGUAUCUGUGUACAAGGAAGAGCCAAAGGGAUAAUACUGACAGGAGUUUUUUGUUGUUUUUUUAUUCAACCAUAAAACAUGUUCUCGUGUUGUGGAA
This is a messenger RNA of Gigantopelta aegis, 2676 nucleotides long. Its product is annotated as multiple epidermal growth factor-like domains protein 10. NCBI's taxonomy places the organism in Eukaryota, Metazoa, Mollusca, Gastropoda, Neomphalida, Peltospiridae. The transcript has 13 exons. The record is from RefSeq and is a predicted model, not a curated record. Gene Ontology annotation, molecular function: scavenger receptor activity. The coding region runs from base 74 to 1861 and encodes 595 amino acids.